Molecule: messenger RNA, 4543 nt
Organism: Echinops telfairi (small Madagascar hedgehog)
Lineage: Eukaryota; Metazoa; Chordata; Mammalia; Afrosoricida; Tenrecidae
Gene: OPHN1
Product: oligophrenin 1
Exons: 25
Coding region: 583-2988 (801 amino acids)
Biological process (GO): signal transduction
Cellular component (GO): cytoplasm
Molecular function (GO): protein binding; GTPase activator activity
Source: RefSeq, a predicted model, not a curated record
CGCCUAAGAGGACAGCAGCUUGACUUCCUUGGUUCAGGAACUCUUAAUAGCCAGAGGACUCUGGUGACGAAACCCUUGGGUGCAAGGAACACCAUAGAAGAAGGAAACUGUGCUAGGGCGAGGGACUGUGGUUUCUUAAGGGCCAGAGGCUCCGGCUUUAAGAAGGGGCUACACACAAAAAAAAACAAACAACAAAAAACGAGGAGGAGGAGGGGAGGCUACCGACGGAGUUAAGCAAAGGAAAUCUUCAACAACGCGUGGAGCGAGGAGUGAGCAGCGAGAAGCGAGGAGUCGAUUUCCAACUCAGAGCUUGUCCCAGCCUACACCCUGGGUGGGCCUAGGAAUCUCGUUUACAGUUGCUGUAGAAGGAUCAGGCCCUUCUCUGGAGGCAAGCCUGGCUGCGGUUUGUGCUGCCUUUCAGGGAAAGUGAAGCCCAGGGGGCAUGCUUCUUGCUAGGCUACAUCCUGCUGAGAUCCUACAGAUUUAGUUAUCUCUCCUUAACACCUGGAGCUACCGCUGAGUCCCUUUGUGCCCUGCACUGAACAAGCCAUACCUACCCACAAGCCUCAUUGGAACAGAACCAUGGGGCAUCCCCCGCUGGAGUUCCGCGACUGCUACCUGGACAGCCCAGAUUUCCGCGAGAGACUCAAGUGCUAUGAGCAGGAGCUGGAGAGGACCAAUAAAUUCAUUAAAGAUGUGAUUAAAGAUGGCAACACCCUUAUCAGCGCUAUGAGAAAUUACUCCUCUGCUGUUCAGAAAUUUUCCCAGACCUUGCAGUCUUUUCAGUUUGAUUUCAUUGGGGACACAUUGACUGAUGAUGAGAUUAAUAUUGCUGAAUCCUUCAAAGAAUUUGCUGAGUUGCUCAACGAAGUAGAAAACGAGAGGAUGAUGAUGGUACACAAUGCUAAUGAUUUGCUGAUCAAGCCCUUGGAAAAUUUCCGGAAAGAGCAAAUAGGCUUCACCAAGGAACGGAAAAAAAAAUUUGAAAAGGAUGGUGAGAGGUUUUAUUCUUUGCUGGACCGCCAUUUACAUCUGUCUUCCAAAAAGAAAGAAUCCCAGUUACAAGAGGCAGACCUCCAGGUGGACAAGGAGAGACACAAUUUCUUUGAGUCAUCUCUUGAAUAUGUUUAUCAAAUCCAGGAAGUUCAGGAGUCAAAGAAGUUCAAUAUUGUAGAACCAGUCUUGGCUUUUCUUCAUAGCCUCUUAAUUUCUAACAGCCUGACUGUGGAGCUCACACAGGAUUUCCUCCCUUAUAAACAACAGCUACAGCUCAGCUUGCAGAAUACGAGAAAUCAUUUCUCCAGUACCCGGGAGGAGAUGGGAGAACUGAAGAGACGGAUGAAAGAAGCUCCCCAGACAUGCAAACUGCCAGGACAGCCGACCAUUGAAGGCUAUCUCUAUACACAAGAAAAAUGGGCUUUGGGAAUAUCCUGGAUGAAAUACUACUGCCAGUAUGAGAAAGAGACCAAGACACUCACCAUGACACCUAUGGAGCAGAAGCCUGGUGCUAAGCAGGGGCCUUUGGACUUAACCCUGAAGUACUGUGUGAGAAGGAAGACUGAAUCUAUAGACAAGAGGUUCUGUUUUGAUAUAGAAACUAAUGAAAGGUCAGGAGCCAUCACUCUACAAGCCCUUUCUGAAGCAAACAGAAGGCUAUGGAUGGAGGCCAUGGAUGGGAAAGAGCCUAUCUACCACAACCCCAUAACAAAACAGGAAGAAAUGGAGCUGAAUGAAGUAGGGUUUAAAUUUGUCAGAAAGUGCAUCAAUGUCAUUGAGACCAAAGGCAUCAAGACAGAAGGGUUGUACCGUACCGUGGGCAGCAAUAUUCAGGUUCAGAAGCUGCUGAGUACCUUUUUUGAUCCCAAAUGCCCGGGGGAUAUUGAUUUUCAUAAUAGUGAAUGGGAUAUUAAGACCAUCACCAGCUCCUUGAAAUUCUAUCUCAGGAAUCUUUCCGAACCUGUCAUGACCUAUAGACUGCACAAAGAACUGGUCUCUGCUGCCAAAUCUGACAACCUGGACUACCGUCUUGGAGCUAUUCACUCCCUGAUAUAUAAGCUACCAGAAAAUAACAGAGAGAUGUUGGAACUUAUUAUACGACAUUUGGUCAAUGUGUGUGAACACAGCAAAGAAAAUCUUAUGACUCCUUCCAAUAUGGGGGUGAUCUUUGGACCAACCCUGAUGAGAGCUCAAGAGGACACUGUGGCUGCCAUGAUGAACAUCAAAUUCCAGAACAUUGUGGUGGAAAUCUUAAUUGAGCACUUUGACAAGAUCUGUUCAGGUCCACCUGAGGAAAACACUGCACCUCCAGUCCCUCCACCAAGGGUGAUGGCAAGAAGACAUAAACCAAUCACAAUUUCAAAGCGCUUGCUACGGGAAAGGACAUUAUUUUAUACUUCUUCCUUGGAUGAAAGUGAAGGUGAAAUCCAACAACAAGCAUUUAAUGGUGCCAGCAAGACCAACAUAGAACCCCACAGGCUGCCACAAUACCCCAAACUACCUUUGCAGAGGAUUGGAGAAACUGCUUCUGGAAAGAAGUCCCCAAGCAGGCCAAUUUCAGAGAGUAAACACUGUCUUGAGGUAGAAGUGGGGAAAUUGGUACCUAGACUGCAGGAUGGAGGAAGUAAAUCCAGUCUAAAGGCCAUCAAUGGACCCAUAGCAGGCCUUGGGCCCACCAAUGUGUCUUCUUUCAACAUAAAGAGACCAGCUCCACGAGUCCUGGCUCACAACAAGGAGGGGGACUCUAACAAUUGUAACAAAAUGCGGCCUCUCGGAGAAAAGCCAACUAUCAUCCGUCCCCCAGUGAGGCCUCCAGACCCUCCCUGCCGGGCAGCUACUCCCCAGAAGCCAGAACCAAAACCAGAUAUUAUGGCUGGCACUGCAGAGGAAAUCCAAUCAUCUGUGGUGGCUUCCAGAACCAGAUUCUUUGAAACAGCUUCUAGGAAAACAGGAAGUUCUUCUCAAGGCAGACUGUCUGGAGAUGAAAGUUGAGGUCACAGGUUUUAAAAGCCUUGGCAUGAAGGGACACUUUCCAGCUCCUGAAACUCUUUAAGCCCUUGUGUGCUGAGCAAUUUUGCCUUGAAGAGCAACUCCUUACUGACCCUGCACUUGCAGGCUCUGAGAGGCCAGAAAAAGGGGACACCUGUCCUGAAUAUAUGUUUAUUUUUCUUUUGCAAUCUGUCUUUAUCCCCUCAAAAGGUCUCUCUUGAAUCCUAUGAAGAGAGAUCUUGCUUAUUCUCCUGUGAGACAAAAUGACUGAACUCCUUCAAGUCAAAUUGCAGAAACCAAGAUAUUCACUGGCUGAACAGAAGAGGGGAGCCCAGAUUUCAGCUCCUGUUUAAGUUCUCUUCCUCAAAGCACAUUGAAAUCAGAAAGAUUUGUGACUAAAUACAGGUCUUAAAGGUCUUAUUCUUAAUUAAAGGCCACUUGGAGCCAUUGCUUACCUUGUGGGUAGACGAGCUGAACAUUGGGGUAUUUUAACAUGCCUUAUUGAGCAUAUGAACAAUGGAAUCCAGCUUCAGCUCAGGCACUGCGGUGUGUUUUUAAGAGCCUGUUUGCUCCUGUUUGAAGGCCCACACAUUUCCUUCAUAUGGACAUGGUGAUGUGGCUUUCCUGCUCUUGCAUUUAGCCACUUAAGACAAAUCUGCAAAGCAUAUUUAGCAUGUCAAAGCCUCAGUAUGUUUCAAUUUUCUCCUGACAGCUUUCUUUCCAAGAAAUCAAGAAAGAAACAAAAGCUCAAAACAUUUAUUUUUAAAGGGCAGACUCUAUUUUACCUAAAGGAGUCCCACUAUUGGAUCAAAUACUGGAGGGGGAAAUUAAGAUGGAUUGAGGCCAGGCAGCUGUCACUGUUGCUUUAGGUUUUCCCUCUGCAGUCCUCAAUCCAGUGUCCAUGAAUUCAGGAACUCUAUGCAAGCCAAUGAAAUAGUAAGCUGAAUUCCAUGACAAUGUUCUUUUCUGGGGAGAUAAUCUUACUGAAUUCCAAGUGGGCUUGUGAGUUAAUAAAGGUUAAAAACCACAGCCCUGAAAAUCGAAGGUUCUUUUUAUAACCAAUUCAGUAUUGGGUUAGUAAGUCUUUGCAAAACUUAGUGUAAGCUCUACAUUUAUAGUUAAUGAAACCGAUGUACAGGAAGUUAGUGGUCAUGCCAAGAUAAAGUCCUUGGGUUCCUGUGCACAUUUCUUCCCAUUGCACCACACUUAUAUAGUGAUGACUUAUGAGUGAUGACUUUAAUGAUCAUCACUUUGGGGUUUACCCUUAUUUUCUGAUCCCCACAUAUUUUCAACCAUGUGGAAAAACUGCAGACACAAAGCCUGCCCAUACCUUCAUUCAUCAUGUCAAUCAUUGGAAAGGAAUGAAAACAAUCCUGUAAAACUGUAGAAGGAAAUCUACUGGAGAAAGUGUUAGUGUGUGUGUGUCCUACCCAGAUCCAUAUCCUGUAUUCAGUAAAUCUAGGUACCUUUCUAUCAAUGCCCUGUGUGUUAGGCCAGGUUGACUAGAGAAACAAAUCCAGUGGCACUUAUAUAUGUGUAAGAAAGAGCUGCAUAUCAA